Equus caballus (horse) is the source of this 6788-nucleotide messenger RNA. RefSeq names its product arginyltransferase 1 (gene ATE1). Lineage: Eukaryota; Metazoa; Chordata; Mammalia; Perissodactyla; Equidae. The record is from RefSeq and is a predicted model, not a curated record. Gene Ontology annotation, cellular component: cytoplasm. Gene Ontology annotation, biological process: protein arginylation. Gene Ontology annotation, molecular function: arginyl-tRNA--protein transferase activity.
UAAAUGAGUUAACCCAUAUGCCCAGAACUUUGGACAUCCUCAUUGUUGUUCAAGGCGGGUAUGCCCUGGAGUGUCCUGGCUGCAGUUGGUCUAGGGCUUGGGAUAGGGUUGGGGCUUCAAAGGGACAGAAGUGAAGUGUGACAAGGCUAUAAGACUGAAAAGCCUCCUACUCUCUGUCCUGAGAAUAGCAUUCUGCUGUCUCAUUUCACAGGCCCUUAUUUUCAUCCAAAAUGAGAACCCGGCUGGGGUAAAGACCACGAACGGUCAAAUCUGCCACAAUGAACAAAAUGGAUGAAAUCUGUGUUAAGGACAUGAGUACUGAGAUCUACCAAGGAUUCUUCAGGUCUAAGGAGUUGGAGGAGCUGGAGAAACCUACAGGGGCCCUAAAAACCUCCUGCAUGUUACAUAGCUAUCCUUUAGGUUCUUUCCCAUCCUGUGAGGCACUUAACUAGGCACACCUCCAGAGCAGUCGACCUUGGGGUCAAGAAUGUUGAACUUGACCUCAAAAGUUUACCUCUGUUUCUCCAAGUUUCAUGAUUUCACUUUUUUUAAACACUGCAAAAAGAUAAUCAGCUUUAUUGUUGCCUGGUAAAGACAGGCUUAAAUUAUGUGUGCACACAGAAGUAAAGGUUAAGGAAUAUUACCUUGAUGCAGGUAUCCAUUUUUGUACUUUGCCUCAGACUAUUACUCUCUAAGAAAUCCUCUUAAAAUUAGUGCUCACAAACUGGAGGCUCAUGGGCUGAAUUCAGCCUAUAUAAAUGUUUUGUUUGGACUGUACAUUAAAAAAAUUCUUUCAAAGUAACGUUUAAAAAUGAUACUUUAAAAAACAAGAGCUUCUCUUUAAAAGUUAUAAGAUAUGACGGCACCGGGUUCACAGUGGCACGAGGCAGCAACUGGCUCUGACAGUUGUUUCGUUCAAAAGCGUUAAAUGGUCUUCAAUUCGCCAAUGCCAGCCAUGCACAGAGGACCUGCACGUGCACUUGAACCUCUGGGCACUUAAGUGAGCGCUUGCUGGUUUGGAAGAAACCUGAGCUGGCUACCCACAAGGGGGUCAGGGGCGGCCUGAGAUGGUAACUUUUAAACUGAGACCUGCAGAAAUGAGCAUGUGGGCACAUUCCAUGACAGUACAGGAUUAUCAGGAUCUUAUCGACCGAGGAUGGCGAAGAAGCGGGAAAUAUGUGUACAAACCUGUCAUGAACCAAACAUGUUGUCCUCAGUACACAAUACGGUGUCGACCUUUACAGUUUCAACCAUCAAAAUCUCACAAGAAGGUUUUGAAAAAAAUGUUGAAAUUUCUGGCUAAAGGGGAAAUUUCCAGAGGAAAUUGUGAGGAUGAGCCCAUGGAGCCCGCCAUGGAGGACGCUGUUGCUGGUGACUUUGGGUUAAUAAAUAAAUUGGAUAUCCAAUGUGACCUUAAAACGCUCAGUGAUGACCUCAAAGAGAGCUUAGAGAGUGAAGAGAAGAAGAAAGGAAAGAGCUCAAAGAAAGAAGAAUCUAAUGAAUUAAGUCGGUCACAAGACAUAGAAGAGAAGUUGGGCUCUGGUGAACCAUCGCAUUCAGUUAAAGUGCAUACAGCUCCUAAGCCAGGCAAAGGGGCAGAUUUGAGUAAGCCUCCGUGUCGAAAAGCAAAGGAGAUCCGGAAAGAAAGGAAGAGGUUAAAACUCAUGCAGCAGAACCCAGAUGGAGAACUUGGGGGUUUGCAGGCUCGACGGGAACCAUCUUUCUGCCCACCGAAGGCUAAAUCCAACCAGCCCAAAUCCCUUGAAGAUUUGAUUUUUGAAUCUUUACCAGAGAACGCAUCACACAAGCUAGAGGUGAGGGUGGUGAGAUCAUCUCCACCAAGUUCUCAGUUCAAAGCCACAUUUCAGGAGUCUUACCAGGUCUAUAAACGUUACCAGAUGGUUAUUCACAAGGACCCACCUGAUAAACCAACUGUGAGCCAGGUGAGGUUAGUGCCUGUCUCCUUUGAGGACCCAGAGUUCAAGUCGUCCUUCAGCCAGUCAUUUUCUUUAUAUGUCAAGUAUCAAAUGGCCAUACACCAGGAUCCGCCUGAUGAAUGUGGGAAGACUGAGUUCACAAGAUUCCUUUGCAACUCACCUUUGGAGGCAGAGAAUCCCCCUAAUGGACCAGAUUGUGGUUAUGGCUCCUUUCACCAGCAGUAUUGGCUUGAUGGAAAGAUCAUUGCUGUGGGAGUGAUUGACAUCCUUCCAUACUGUGUAUCAUCUGUGUAUUUGUACUACGAUCCUGAUUAUUCAUUUCUGUCUUUGGGUGUCUACUCUGCACUCCGAGAAAUUGCUUUUACUAGGCAACUUCAUGAGAAAACAUCUCAACUCAACUAUUACUAUAUGGGUUUCUACAUUCAUUCAUGUCCUAAGAUGAAAUAUAAGGGUCAGUAUAGACCUUCUGAUUUGCUGUGUCCUGAGACAUAUGUUUGGGUCCCCAUUGAGCAGUGCCUGCCUUCACUUGAGAACUCGAAGUACUGCCGUUUCAACCAGGACCCACAAGCAGUGGAUGAAGGUCGCAGUCAGGAGCCUGACCGAUUGCAGGUGCUUUACAAGAAAGUCGUCAUGCCUUAUGGUGUUUAUAGGAAACAGCAGAAAGACCCCAGCGAGGAGGCGGCCGUGCUGCAGUACGCCCGCCUGGUGGGGCAGGCGUGCUCCGAGCGCAUGCUGCUGUUCAGGAGCUGAGGCCGCUCCCGCGCCCCUCUGCCCAGCGCCCACGCGGUGCUGAGGAGGUGUGUCCCGGCACAGAUUCAUUACUGUGGGGAAAUUCCAAAACCAUCCACAAAUGAGACUUCUUUAUUUUAACUGUUAUAUGGCUUUUCUAAAAUAUUUUGUGGCAGUGUAUUUGUGAGAAUCUCAUGAUUAAAGAUUUUUAAAAUGUUAUGACCUAGCCUCACAAUUGGGGUUUAUCAUUUUGGAAGUUUGUUUUAUCAACAAGAUGUGGUAAACUUCUCUUGUUAAUAUUUUGGAAAGUAAAAUUAAUAUGUGACUCAUAAGUGAUUUAAAUCACAGUUGUGCUUUUUUGUUCUGUUAGGGAAAUUAAAACAGACUGUUUCCUCAGAUCUAUUUAAAACAUCACUUUAUGCAAAAAACCAUAAGUGUGGGGAGGAAGGUGGGAAGUCCGUUUCAUCACUUAGAAAUGUCUUCUCAAGAGAACAAAGCUCUGCUGUCACUCCAUGUUCAGUGUUAAAUCACUGCCAAAUGUCGUGUUGUGCAGUUUAAUAGAAAACUCAAAAGAGGAAACAUGAACAUUAAAAAAAGGAUGUCAUGUUAACAUGGGACGUCUGUUUACCCAGUACAGUCCUUUUCAUGUCUAUUGUCUUGGCGUGAUUAUUUUUCUUAGAAUAAUUAUUAAUAGUACUCCCUUUCACUCUCAAAAGUAUCCCAGCAUUGGCAAUAAAAUAUACAUUAUAUAUUUUAUUGUAUGUAAAACAUAUUACCCUAGUUAUAUAUUAUGUUAUUUGCCCAGUUUCUAAAAAUCUUAAGAAAUUGAGUUUUUUAAGAAAAAUUUUGGCUCCUGCUUUGACCUAAGCCCCAUCAAAAGUAAACAUGCACUUAUUUUUCAUUCCUUAGAACUCAGGACACUUGUCUUUGGUUAUUGAUUAAAAAUUUGUUAAUAUCUGACUGCUUUUAUAACUACGUUACAAAUCACAUUUAAUGAAGUAGGCAUCAUUUGACCUCUGUUCCAAGGGCGUGAGGUGAGACAAUCCAUUUCUUGCCCUUUGAUUUGGAAGAAGAGGAGGUGCUACACUUAGUAAUUUGAAGCAGAGGGUAGCACCUUCUUUCCUUCUCUCUCUCUCUUGUUUGGUCCUUCACCCAUUCAGCAAGUGUCCCUUGUCCACCACUGUCAAGGUGGCAGGCACUGUGCUGGGAGGAAGGAAGAGAGCCAGAUGGGUCGGUUCCCAGUUACGCUUGAGUCGUGCUGGAGACCGGGGAGAAGGGAGGAGAGUUAUCUUCUUGUGCUCGUUCUCAGCUGAUCUCCAUCUUCUGCCAGCUGCCUGGCCACUGAGUCCGUUUCAUUCCUUGUUUUGCCCGUUUUUCUCUUUUCUGUUGAUUGAUCUUUUUAAAAACCAUAGUAUAAAACUUGUAGUCUGAAUCCCACUACUGAUUUUAAAUUUUACUCCUAAAUGCUCUGAAUUUAGAUAAAACAUUAUAGAAUAAUUUCAGCUAGCUAGAAUGAAAGGAAGGAUCAUACAUAAAACAAUAAUUUUAAAAAUCAAAUGUCUAGAAAUUGAACGUCCAAAUAAACUGUGCAUUUGUUCACUCAGAGUGUGUGUGUGUGUGUGUAUAACACCUGCGUGUGCAGGUGCUUGCUCACUGGGGAUAGAGUACUGAGCAAAGCCAUAUUCUCUGAUUGUGUGGAUUUCACAUUCCUUUGGAAUUUUGUCCUUGAAGAUAGUUUCCCAAGAGCAUUUGAUCGACUUUUAUUUACAACUUCCUUCAGAAUGGGUGGAACAUUUUCUUUUUUCCCCUUCUAAAAUGAAGAUAGCUUAAUUUGUUUAUUAUUACAGAAAUGAUACUGUAAGCAGUUAGCAUGUUAAGAAAAGUAUAAAUAAGAAAAAUCAUCUGAAAUUCCACCAUACCAGAGAAAGAAUUGUUAUAUAUCUAUAUAUACACACACACACACACAAUUUUAAUGUAAAUCGAAUUACACUCUACAUGUGUCCUCAACAGUAAGUUAUGGACUUACAUAUCUGAAUUUUGAAAGAAAUUCCAAAAUACGAUUUCAGAAGUGUUGAGGGUGAUGUUAGUAUUCUCAGAGUAGUAGACUACGUCGGUACUUGGUACGCUUGGCAUUUUAAAUGCCCACGUUGAUGUCACUAGCUGCAUUCCACCUACUUAGUGAUGAGCGUAGAAUGGUCUCCAUAAAGAUCACAACUUCGGAGUAUUGAAUGAGAGAAAACUUUAAUUUUACAUCUUACCACAAUUCUGGUUUCCUCCUGCAGAAUUCAGUUUAGGGUUCCUUCAGAGGACAAUGAUUCGUCACUCCUGUGUGGGAACCAUGGCACUCUUCCUGAGGGUGGCAUUCUAGGUUGGCUCCAGUGGGGCUGCAGAGAGAGUUGGGCCUGAAGAUUCUCCUCUCCUGUUGCUAUAUUCAUGCGCUGUUUUUUUGUGAGUAGGUCGUAUAUUGAUCCCAGUGAGCAAAGUGUUUUCAAAAGACAAUUAUUUGUUCUUUUGAGCCCUAGCUGAGUGAAUAUCAAUAGUGGGCUAGGAAAGGACAGUCAAAAAAAGUGACCAGGCUUUGUCAGUUGACGGGCAACCUAGUUAAGAAAUCUGAUUUUAUGUUAAUGGCUUUCCUCUAAAGAAAGACACCUGAGGACCUUUCAAAGCGUUUAUACUUAUUCAAGGCUGGAAGCUUUGCAUUUACUAUCUUAGUGUUGUAGUCCCUUUCUGAUUUCAGAUAAAUUCACACCUCGCUCCUUGUCUUGGGAGCAAAAAUUUAAUAGAGAUUCCCCAUGCUACUGUCUUUAUUUAAAUUAUUUCAGUUCUGUGAGAUUUUCGUUAUCUUAUUUUUAAAAAACGCAAUCGGAGCACUUUUUUUUAUAUUCUAAAAGAUAGAGGCUGUUAUCAGAUGAAUAUAUUAUUCAUUUGAUUAAAAUUAUUUAGAUAAGAAAUUAUUACUGUUUGUGUUUGCUUUCAAACAACUUUUUAUCCAUUUUCCAAAAUAUCAGUUGUGUGUAGUUUCUUACCGUAGGAGAAUCUACUAUGUAAAUGAGCCAUUUCAGCUUUCUGAACAGUAUAUGGGUUGAUUGUAUAGGUUUUCUAUUGUUUCAGUAUGAAUAAAGAUGAGAAAGAAUAUGAUGACCAGUUACCUAAAAUGUAUCUAUUAUCGCUAAUGUUGAAGAAAGAAGGAAAUGAAAUGGAAACAAUUGGGAAAUGUUUGAAGUAGAAGUUACUCAAAUGUGUAUUCUCUUCCAAAAGGAAACCAGUGACUAAGGCAAAACAAGUUUGAUUGCACGUGAUGUUUUUUGCUCUUGUGUAUGCUUUUUGAACAGUCCAUUUGAUAAAGCUUGAAUGGAGAAAAUAAAGCUGCUUCUGUCUGCAGUGGCUCUUGCUGGUCAGUAGUUAAAAGACAUAUAACUUUAUCUUUUAAAUUCUCGAAUACAUUACCUGUAAUGAAUAUGCAGAAAACAUUGGUUAUACGAGUCAUAAUAUUUUCGAUAAUUGAAUUCCAGAUCAUUUGGUUACCUCAAUCAAAGCAUAAUGGAUUCCUUUCUCUGGAAUAAAUAAAAGCAAAAUAGAUCUCACUUUAAGGAAAAAGUCUGGACUUUUGUAAGAUAAAUUAGGGAAUAGACAUUCCUUUUCCCAAAGGGAUUCAAAAUGAGAUUUAAGUAGCAAACUCGAAUAUAAUUUCUCUUAGAAAUUUAGUUUACAGAGAAAUUUCCAGAAAUAUCUCAUAAAGUGUGCUUUAAUCAUUCAUAGUAGUCCACACCAUAUUUAUGGAAUACAUUUACAAGUAUUUUGCCUUUUUUUACAGUAAAGAGAAUCCUGAUAGGUUUAUGGUAGGUGAAUCCUAUUUUCCAAGUGAUUUAAAUAUUAAUUAUGAUUCCCACUGAUGUUUUUUUCCAGAAUGGAAAUAGCUUUGUUGUUUUUCUUAUUUGAAGUGUUCAGUGUUCACCAGAGAAAAGGAUACGAAAGAAAAUAAAAAUCACUUCUAAUCCCCUCACUGAUCACUACUACCAUCUCUGCCAUUCACAUUUUGGUGUAUAUCCUUUCAAACUUUUUUCCACUUAUAUGAAUGUAUAUGUUUUGUUUUAUUUUUAAAUAAAAAUGUAAUGCUGUGUA